CCCAAAAUGGUCAAGAAAGCCGGUGUUUUAGGAGCCACAGGCUCUGUGGGUCAACGUUUUAUUUUAUUGUUAGCUGAACAUCCCGACUUUGAGCUUCAUGUAUUGGGGGCCUCCCCUCGUUCUGCUGGAAAACAGUACAAGGAUGCUGUCCAAUGGAAGCAGACCGAUCUCUUGCCAGAAAAUGCUCAGAAAAUAAUAGUUUCAGAAUGUAAGGCAGAAGCUUUCAAAGACUGUGACAUUGUAUUUUCUGGUUUAGAUGCUGAUUACGCUGGACCCAUUGAAAAAGAAUUUGUAGAAGCUGGACUUGUUGUUGUCUCCAAUGCUAAAAACUACAGGAGAGAACCAGGUGUGCCCUUGAUUGUGCCUAUCGUCAAUAGUGAGCAUUUAUCUGUCAUUGAAAGGAAACUUGCUGUUGCCAAAGCUGAGGGUAAGUCCAAGCCAGGCUACAUCAUUUGUAUUUCCAACUGUUCCACUGCCGGUUUGGUGGCACCUUUGAAGCCUUUGAUUGAUGCUUUUGGUCCCAUUGAUGCCUUGACUGCUACCACUUUACAGGCUAUCUCUGGUGCUGGUUUUUCGCCUGGUGUUCCAGGCAUGGAUGUGUUGGACAACAUCAUUCCAUACAUUGGAGGAGAGGAAGAAAAGUUGGAAUGGGAAUCCAAGAAAAUCUUGGGAAAUCUCACCAAAGACGGCACUGACUUCGCACCUUUGUCUAACGACGAGAUGAAGGUUUCUGCUCAAUGCAACCGUGUGGCUGUCAUCGACGGUCACACUGAGUGUAUUUCUUUCAGAUUUGCAAAACACCCAGCUCCAUCUGUAGCUCAAGUUAAGAAGGUAUUGUCUGAGUAUGUUUGUGAGGCUACCAAGUUGGGCUGUCAUUCUGCUCCAAAACAGACAAUCCAUGUUUUGGAACAGCAGGACAGACCUCAGCCCAGAUUGGACAGAAACAGAGACAACGGAUACGGUGUUUCUGUUGGCAGAAUCAGAGAAGAUGCUGUGUUGGACUUCAAGAUGGUUGUCUUAUCUCACAACACCAUUAUCGGUGCUGCUGGUGCUGGUGUAUUGAUUGCCGAAAUUCUUAAGGCCAAGGACAUGAUUUAAUUUCUAGUAUAUAAUUGAACCUCUACAAAAGCAUUUUAGUAAUAUAGAUUUAAGUUU
Molecule: messenger RNA, 1155 nt
Organism: Scheffersomyces stipitis CBS 6054
Lineage: Eukaryota; Fungi; Ascomycota; Pichiomycetes; Serinales; Debaryomycetaceae
Gene: HOM2
Product: aspartate-semialdehyde dehydrogenase
Exons: 1
Coding region: 7-1098 (363 amino acids)
Biological process (GO): L-threonine biosynthetic process
Molecular function (GO): protein dimerization activity; NAD binding; NADP binding
Source: RefSeq, a predicted model, not a curated record